Messenger RNA from Kwoniella shivajii, 2274 nucleotides. RefSeq lists its product as uncharacterized. Bases 1 to 2274 code for a protein of 757 amino acids. The record is from RefSeq and is a predicted model, not a curated record. The transcript has 5 exons. Lineage: Eukaryota; Fungi; Basidiomycota; Tremellomycetes; Tremellales; Cryptococcaceae.
AUGCGAUCUUCUAUUUCCUUCGCUAUCCUUGCCCUUCUUGCUUCUGCAGGAACAACCAUUGCUGCUCCUCUCCCUCAUCACUCCAGCAAUCAAUCGUCCUCCAAAGGUGACACCGCUACCAAAGGCGAUCAUCACGCCCUCCAGGAAGUCACCGACUCCCACCCAGUCAUUGAUGCAUCUGUCAAAAUGGAUGCCGGAAACAAGCAACAUAAUGGAGAGAAACACCAUCAUGCUCGCGCGGACAAUCUCGCUGUUACCAAAUCACUUACAGGUGUCCUUGCAGUGCCUACUGCUGAUGGACUAGGUAAUGGUGGAAAGAAGGGAAAGAAGAUGGACCACUCCAAAGGUCCAUCUACUCUCAAGGCUAAUGACAUCCUCAGUCCCACUUCGAACGUUGUUCACAGUGCCAUCAAACCGCUUAACAGUGAUACCACUAAAGUGGGCCAACAACUCAAUCACCCAAACUCAGGCGAAGUAGGUCAGCUCGGUAAAACCGGUAACGAUGCUUUAGAACCGCAAGAAACCGAAGUUAGCAAGAAUGUGCUGCCGCGAGAUAUCGUUUCCACCGUUGUGAACAGUAAUGGUCCCACUAAGCCGAUCCAAACGGCCGCUACUGGCAUGAGCAAGAAUGUAGUGGCUGUGAACGGCAACGCGAAUGGAGAUAUACCCGUCGUAGGUGGCGAAGCGAAAUCGCUCACGGCAGGUGACAAGGUGCUCCCAAGUGCGACUGGCGGAGUACUUGGAUCUGAUAUCAAAUCCGUUACCUCUGGUGGCGCUGCUCUCCCAAGCGCCACAUCUGCUGCCCUUGAUCCUAAAGGAAACAUCCUUGACAAUGGCUUGGUCGGGUCGACUGGCAUAGUGAUCACUGGCGCCACUGGCUCCUUGACUACUGGUCAGGGUUCUUUGUUGAGUUCUCAAUCGCUCACUGGAACCGUCGGAAAAUUACCCAAUACUGCCGGCAAUGUCCUCAAUGGAGCAAACAUUGAUCCCUUGUCUAAUCCAGCGUACCAAGUCAAUACGGAUGGAACAGAAUCCGACGCCAAGAAAAUUACCGAUGAUAAUAAUUCACAAGCUCAUAAAGAGGGACAUGCUCAGACCAAUAAACAUGUAAACAACUUGGCUUUCUCAGGUAAUGGUACCGAUCACAGAUUUGACGGUCACCCCGGUGAUGGUACCAAAAACAAUACAACACAACUUAUUGAUAAUACGCAAACAGUCGACAAAACAGGUCAAAAUGUUGUAGGUGUGAACACGGAUCCUCAAGGUAUAACUAGUACCAGUACCGAUCCCAAUUUCCAGCAAAAGGGAACGAGCAACACGGUGAAUUCAGCUUCGAGACCGAUUGAUCCUGUUGUAGAUCAAGCUUUACCUGCCAGUCAAAAGACGAAUGGUUCACUCGUUACGGUUGAUUCAUCCGGUGCCAAAGCAAAAGUCAUUCAAACUCCCGGUACUUCCAACAAUAUUGCUGAGACUAAUUCUAACGACAUCACCGGAUCGAAGUCUCAAGGUGACAACGUAAACCUGAAAGUGGCUCUUCCUCAGCAAGCAGGUAAAAAUGGUGGAAACAUUGUCGGUAACAAUGGAAAAGUGGGACCUAAUGAUCAAAAAGGAAACGUAGCGCAACAAGUGACCAAAGAGACGAUACUUCAAAAAGAUGUUGUGGCCACCUCGACGCGUCAUUCAAAGGGCCCUCAACACACCGCUUCUCACUUGCAGACAUCGCAUUAUGCUUCCGCAAGUUCCUCCCAUCCCUCACCUUCGAAGGCAGCGUCAUCCACCAUACGACCACAAGUGUUCGUGGAAUACACCAGUUUCUCCAGUCCUACUUCCACUAUCGCUUCUCAAUCCGCGUCGCUUACUUCCGCCACCCCUCUGGCGGAAGCCAACGUACAUUCCGGGACUAUCCAGGUCAAUCAGAAUCAUACUCCCACCUUGCUCAUAAACCUUAAAGUCACAUCAUCGGUUCCUUUGCCAUCUGCAUCAAUCGCAACAUUACAUACCACGACGAACAAAGCUCGACAAGCCAAAGUAACAUACGGUGAAAAAGGUGAACACGUAGUCGCAUGCGAUGGUAAAGUGCAUCAAGCAAAUGAUCUGAUUGAUGAAUGCAUCAAUGCCGAUCUGCUAGAUCUUAAACCCAACCAGACAGAGGCUUGCCCAGUUGACAUGCAACAUGAUAUCCACUAUGGAAUAUCGACCAACGAUCUAAGCAACACACAAGCCAAGGAUGUUCAGAAGUAUGUUAGAUUAUGCUUGGCCGCUAGUGCUGCUUAG